AUGAGUAGUAGGGAAAAAGAUGAAAAGAAAAAAAAGCAUAAAGAUCACAAAAGAAAUGUGGAUAAUAAUUACAAUGAAAGAAUAAGAAGGGAGAAGAAGGAAAAGUUUCGUUCGUCAUCAUCUUAUUCAACAGAUUAUGCUAAUAAAAGAAAGAGGAUGAGGACCACGUCUUCAUCUUAUGAUAGUAGUUUAGAAAUAAGAAAACAUAAGAGAAAAAAGAAAAGAAGAAAUAAUUCUUAUUCUUCAUCGAAUAGUUAUAAUAGUAAUACAGAUAAUUAUUCGAAUUAUAAGAAAGAAAAAAUAAAAAAUAAAAAAGAUGUAAAGGAUAAAGUUGCAAGUAAUAUAAAAAAAAAUAAUAAUAAAACCCACGAUGAAAGUAUGUCCUCUACUCAUUCAAGUAAAGAUAAAGUAAAAGGGAAAAAAAAUAAUAAAAAAUGUUAUGAGGAAUAUAAUUCAAUUAGUAGUGAUAAAUAUAAUAAGAAGAAAAAAAAGAAGGAAUCGAGUUCAUCAGAUAAUUCAAGUGUGUAUAGCAUGAAAAGAAAAAAAAAGGAUAAAAGAAAUGGGUCCUAUGAGGGUAAGAAUGUGUAUAUUAGGCGGAGUGUUAGCAGUAGGAGUGUCAGCAGUGAUAGCAAUAAAAGUUAUAGCAAUAAAAGUAGUAGCAAUAAAAGUAGUAGCAAUAAAAGUAGUAGCAAUAAAAGUAGUAGCAAUAAAAGUAGUAGCAAUAAAAGUAGUAGCAAUAAAAGUAGUAGCAAUAUAAGUAGUAGCAAUAAAAGUUAUAGUCAUAUAAGUAAGUAUGGUAAAAAGAAAAAAAAAAUAUAUGAUCCAUUGAAAGACGACGAAAAAAAUGAGGAGACAUUAGAAAUUAACGAAGAUCUAAUUGAAUAUGCAAAACAAAAGAUUUCUAAUGUUACAAUUGAAGAUGUAGGAAAAGCUGGAGGUGUUUAUAUUCCUCCAUUUAAAUUAGAAAGAUUAAAAAAUGAGGUUACAAAUAAGAAGAGUGUUUUAUAUCAAAAACAAGAAUGGAUGAAAUUAAAAAAGAAGAUAAAUAAUAUAGUAAAUAAAGUAAAUAUAGAUAAUAUAAGUGAAGUAUGUUAUGAAUUAUUUGAAUGUAAUUUAAUACGUGGGAAAGGAUUAUUUAGUCGUGCAUUAAUACAUGCACAAUUAAGUUCUCCAGCAUUUACAAAUGUAUUUACAUGUUUAUUAUGUAUUAUAAAUUCUAAAUUUCCUAAUAUAGGUUUAUUAACAAUACAAAGGAUAAUAAUUCAUUUUAGAAGAGCAUAUCAAAGGAAUGAUAAAAUAUUAUGUUUUAAUACUGUUAAGUUUAUAGCACAUAUGAUAAAUCAAAGAAUAAUACAUGAAAUAGUAGGCUUACAAUUAUGUUCAUUACUUUUAAAAAAUAUAACGAAUGAUUCUGUUCAAGUAUGUACUUAUUUUUUAGCAGAAGUUGGAGAAUUAUAUACAAAUAUUUGUCGAAAGGGAUUAGAUAUAAUCUUUGAUAGACUUAAAGAUAUUAUUCAAGAAGGCCAAAUAAAUAUAAAAACUCAAUAUGAUAUUGAAAAAUUAUGGAAUUAUAGAAAAAAUAAUUUUAAAGAUUUCCCCUCUGUUCAUGAUGAUUUAAAUUUAAUUGAUGAAGAGGAAAAAAUAAUACACGAAAUUGAUUUAUUGGAUGAGAAUUUUAAUAGUCAAGAAGAAUUAAAUAUUUUUAGAGAGGUUCCUUAUGAACAAUAUGAAGAGGAAGAUAUUGAAUGGAAAAAUAUUUCUCAAGAAUUAUUAUUUGGAGAUGAUUCAUCAAAUGAAAAGAAAAAGAAAAAAAGAAAAAAUAAAGAAACAAAUGGAAGUGAUAGUGAAAAAUUAAGUAAUUACGAAUUAGACGAAAAUGAUAAUAGUAGUGAGGAUAGUGAAGCCAAAAAAAGUGAUAGUAAUGAAAGUAACGAUGAUGAAAAUGAUAGUGAUGAAAGUAACGUUGAUGAUGAUGAUGAUAAUAAUGAAGAAAUACAUGAUAUGACUGAACAAUAUUUAAUAAAUUUACGAAAAAAUGUUUAUCUAUCAAUUAUGUCAUCAUUAAGUUAUGAAGAAUGUGUUCAUAAAUUAUUAAAAUUAAAUAUAAAAAAAGGAUAUGAAAUAGAAAUAUGUAAUAUGUUAAUAGAUUGUUGUUGUAUGGAAAAAACAUUUCAAACAUUUUAUGCUUUACAAGCAGAAAGAUUAUGUAAAUUAAAAAAAAUUUAUCAAGAAAAUUUUGAAAAAUGUUUUGAUAAUUCAUUUAAUACAGCUCAUAGAUUAGAAACAGCUAAAUUAAGAAACUGCUCAAAAUUUUUUGCACAUCUUUUAUAUACUGAUGCAAUAUCAUGGAGUAUUUUUAAAAUUAUUAAAUUAACAGAAGAAGACACAACUUCAUCAACAAGAAUUUUUAUUAAAAUCUUGUUACAAGAAUUGACAAAUAAUUUAGGACUACAAACAUUCUAUCAUAAAAUAAAUCACCCAGCUAUAUCUCCAUUUCUUAUAGGAUUAUUUCCUACAGACAAUGCACAAAAUAUAAGAUUCUGUAUUAACUUCUUUACAGCCAUAGGAUUAGGCGCCUUAACAUCAUCAUUGAGGAAAUUAUUGAUAACGUAA
Plasmodium gaboni is the source of this 2613-nucleotide messenger RNA. RefSeq names its product putative cell cycle control protein. NCBI's taxonomy places the organism in Eukaryota, Apicomplexa, Aconoidasida, Haemosporida, Plasmodiidae. The record is from RefSeq and is a predicted model, not a curated record. The transcript has a single exon. Gene Ontology annotation, molecular function: protein binding; RNA binding. Gene Ontology annotation, biological process: mRNA splicing, via spliceosome. The coding region runs from base 1 to 2613 and encodes 870 amino acids. Gene Ontology annotation, cellular component: catalytic step 2 spliceosome.